CCAAAUUCCCCGAGAAUUCAAGUACGGCUCAUAACGUUUUCCCUCCUGCUCCAAAAGCUUGGGUAGGGUUUCUAACGCAAACUCCAAAACCCUCUCUGUCUCUCUCCCUCUUCCUUCGUUAUCAUCAUUGUCUUCGUUGCAGAUAAGCUUUCAUCGCACGCGAAGGCUGAGUUAUGGGGAGGGGAAAAUUUAAGGGGAAGCCCACGGGCCGCAGGCACUUCUCCACUCCUGAAGAGAUGCUUGCUGGAACCUCUACCCGACCUCGCACUUUUAGACAGGAAGAAGAGUCUGAAGAAGAGGUAGAAGAGGAAUCAGAAGAGGAAUCCGAAGAAGGAACCGAGAAAAGAAAAGGAGCACAAGGUGUCAUUGAGAUUGAUAACCCUAACUUGGUGAAACCAAAAUCUAUCAAAGCGAGAGAUGUUGAUGUGGAGAAAACAACGGAGCUCUCAAGGCGUGAAAGAGAAGAAAUAGAGAAACAAAAAGCUCAUGAGAGAUACAUGAGGCUUCAGGAACAAGGAAAAACUGAACAAGCAAGAAAAGAUUUAGAGAGGUUAAACCUGAUACGACAACAGAGAGCAGAGGCUGCCAAGAAACGGGAAGAAGAGAAGGCCGCUAAAGAAUCGAAGAAAGCCGAGGCUCGCAAGUGACCACAUAAAUCAAUGAUGCAUGAUAUACAAGUGAAAGUAGUUUGUUUGUUAGUAUAAGCAAAACGUUUCAAAUGGAAUAUCAAUUGUUGGUGCAACUUCAGUGGCCAUAACCUAAUAAAACUCUUGACUAUACUCCAUGCAAGUGCUCUCCUUGCUGAUAGUAUUCCUUAGCUAUUCUUGCCCUUUUCAUUAGCAUACGAUUUAAAUCUAAAAGAAAUUAUUGGCUUUGCUUUUUCUUC
Messenger RNA from Amborella trichopoda, 886 nucleotides. Its product is annotated as 28 kDa heat/acid-stable phosphoprotein-like protein. Lineage: Eukaryota; Viridiplantae; Streptophyta; Magnoliopsida; Amborellales; Amborellaceae. The record is from RefSeq and is a predicted model, not a curated record.